Messenger RNA from Menidia menidia (Atlantic silverside), 6012 nucleotides. The record is from the annotation of a GenBank genome assembly. Lineage: Eukaryota; Metazoa; Chordata; Actinopteri; Atheriniformes; Atherinopsidae.
UUCCUCAGUCAGUGACAUGCUGUAUAGCUCCCGAAACACACUCCACCAAACCCUCACUUACUUAUUCUUUCCCCUUUUGCUUUUGACAGUGGAGGAUGACAACAAUUUUAGCUGCUAUCAUGAAAUGCAGACCACCAGUUUUAAGGUGAGAAAGACGCACUAGAAAGGGCUUUAAGAGACAGACUCAGGAGUUCAUUGAAAUCAAACCAAGAGGAAUGAAUUGAGAGAGGAAAGCUGGCAGUAAACCAGAGACAUUUCUCCUGCGGAACUGGAUGCUCUUUGGAGGGAGCCAACAUAUACGAUUGGAGGAACCAAUGAACACUUUUCAGGAAAUGAGAAAAUGACUCAAGGUGAGGAGGAGGAGGGCCCGCUCGGAGAAUCUGGUGAAGGAGUGGUGGAGCAUGACAGCUGUUGGAGGAAGAAAGAGGCCUUCCUCAGAGGGAGUUCUGUCUCUCUUGGCGAGAAAUUCUCCUCAGAAAUUGUGCUGUUGUUCACUGGGCGGAGGCGCUCCACCGAACAACCCGACCGGGCGUUACAGGAGACACUGCGCACACGCCUCAGAGUGGUGGAGAGCAACAGCAAAGAUGUCACACAGCUCUUUAAAGACUUGUCUGCACGUCUGGUCUCUGUCCACGCCGAGAGGGAUAGCUUUGUGCUCACAUUCAAGACUGUGGAGGAGAUCUGGAAGUUUUCAACGUACCUUUCAUUAGGCUAUGUGGCUCGUUGCUUGGAGAACUUCCUGUGCGAUCAAUCAAUUUGGUUGGACCCAAAGCUACUAAGUGACUUGGAGAUCAAUGUCAAGGUGGAUGAGGAACAUCUGGCCACAAUCUACCUGGGACUUCUUCUCCAAGAGGGCUCCUUCUUUGCUAAGGCGCUGUUCAGUAGAAAUGACCGGGAGGAGGCAGAAGAUGAAAUGUCCUUCAAAAAGAACGACCUGCUGAUGGUGAGGAAUACGGGGCAGGAAAACAUGUGGGAGGCCACCAUGCUCUCCACGGGCAACCACGGCCUGGUGCCGGUCGACGGCAUGCAGCCGCUGCCCUACCCCUUUUAUCAGUGGUUCCUGAGGAAGUAUCCGAGCCAUGCUGGAUGCUCGCCAGUAGAAAAGGAACUUUUUGAACAUCCUAUCGUGACAGGCACGUGUGUGGCAGUUGUUGACUACAGUCCAUCAAACCCAGAUGAGCUCCAGUUGAGUCAAGGGGAUAUUGUCGAGAUUCAUGGUCUGCUGCUGCGAGGCCUGGGGGUUUUUAUUGGAAAACACACGUCCACUGGUCGCACUGGCUUUGUGCACAAGGCUCACGUCAAGUCUGAGAUCACAAUGCCCCUAGACGGACAAUUGGUCUUUCUCACCGAGGAGGAGAAGGCCAGCCUGGCUCAGGUUAACCCAUGUAGCUCUGAGCCAAGUGACAGUAGCUUACUGGAAAGACUCUUCUCGUCUGACAUCAGCUCUGUGUACAGACUAGACAGGCUGGAUGAAACUGAUUUCAUGUAUAUCCGCAAUCGGCCAAAACACGAUCAUAAAGUUCUUUCAAGCGCCCGUCAGAGCGUCAUGUCAGAGAAAAGUGGAGGGACGCCACCUUACCAGUCCUCCCCCCGUGCCUCUCUCUCUUACUCCUCCCCUCGUGUGUCCUUCUACCAGUCCUACAAUCCUCUGCCACGGGAGGAGCGCUUAUCCUUUGCUCUGGAGGACACAUUCAGGGAAAUGGACGAGUACCAGGAGGAUCCACCACUCUUCUUGGAAGAGAACAGUUGGGACGGGGAGGAGUCUGAGUUUAGUGACCCGACACUGACUCUGCUCAACCACGAGCACUUCCAGGAGGAAUUUCUUCCUCUGUACGACCUGCAAUACUCAUUCUUAUGGGUGACUUUUGCCGGUAAGACUGAGGAGGAGCUGUUGGGACACCUUGAGAGUAUCAGAGAGAGUGCUAAGAGGAUGGGUCUGCAGUGGGCGCACCGGCGCGCCUGCUUUCUGCUGGGCAGGCUGUGCGCCAGGAAGCUGAAGCUGUCUCAGGCACGAGUAUACUAUGAAGAGGCUUUGAGCGUUGGCGUUGACAGUUUCUCAGACACUCCGCUCCUCGUGGCUCUCCUCACAAACCUCACCGCCGUCUACCUGAAGCAGCGCAUGGCCGACAAACUCCCCCAGACUCUGGAGAAGGCCAGUGCCCUGCUGCUCUGUCUUCCCUGUCACACUUUCACCUCCACGGACGAACUGGAGCUGCUGAUACUGCUUCUGAGGAGAUCGGUGGUGAUGGGGGACAAACAUUUGGAGGCUCGUGUCAGCUACCACAUCUCCAGCCUUUUCCUUCUUCUCCGGAAGACUGACGAUGCUCUGCCCUUUGUCGAGAGGCUCCAGUUCCUCUCGAUGACCCUCUCUGCAGUCGAUGGGGGGCCUAUUGCACCUCUGGACCUCAACUGGCUCCUGAGCUGGCUCUAUCACCGUAAAUACAUGCCUCACUUAGCACUGGCCUCUCUGAGCCUGGAUUCUCGUCAAGACCACUCGCUCCCCGAUGCCUUUCAGAGGAUCGAGCUGUUUAUCAAAAACUCUGUUCGCCUGAACCCUUGUUGGAAGGAGGGAACUUCCCUGCUGCAUGCUCAGAUUGUGGUUUACUUGCUGCAGGCCUUGGCUACGGCUGAGAAGGGGGAUGACAUAAAGACUCAGAGAGACCUGUGUUUGGGCUUGGCCUCAGUUUACCAGCAAUAUGGCGCGCUUGAUAAGGCAGUGCGCUGUGCUCAACAGGCCGUGGUGUCUGGGGGACAGAUGAAUGAGGAGGACGGGUUUGAGGCUUCAGUUCUUCUUGGGUGGCUGCUGGUGCUGACAGGCGAGGCUCAGAAGGCCCAGACUAUCCUCCAACCACUGCUGACAUCACUGCAGAGCACAGACAGUCCAACACAGAGAGGAGUGAUCCAUAACCUCUUGGCUUUGUGUCUGAGACGUCAGGGCCGUGUCCGAGAAGCAGGCUGGCAUUUCCAUUCCGCUCUGGUAAUAUCCAGAGAGAGCGGAAACCAGAGGAAUCUGGCUCUGGCGCUGGCUAACCUGGGCUGCCUGGCACUGGAUGCAGGAGCCCCUUCAGUUGCUGAGCGCUUCCUGGUCAGAUCACUGUGCCUUUUUCUGGAGCUCUGGGAGAGCCCGACAGAUGAAGAGCACGUUCAAACCUACCUUUGGCUCGGGCGGAGCUACAAGGACAGGGGCAAGAAUCAGGAUAGCAGGGCAUGUUAUGAAAUGGGGCUUCUGAUCGCACUACAUGCCAGAAACCUGCACAGUCAGAUGGUGGUGGCCAAAGUGCUGAGCAGGCUAUAUUCUGACAUGCUGCUCUAUGGUCAAAGCAUUGUCUACUAUGAGCACUGUGUGUCAGUGUCUAGAGAGCUGAAAGACAAGAGGCUGGAGGGAGAGUAUCUGGAAAUCCUCAGCAGCCUCUACCUCUCGCUCAACACAGAGAGAUCCUCUCGUAAGUCUCUAGACUACACCAAGCAAAGCCUAAGGAUUUCUAUUGAUCUGGGCAAGCGAGAGGAAGAGUCCGAGACCUGGCUACAGGUGGGACGCAUUUAUUACCUCAUCCAGGAGGACGAACUGGCUGAUAUGUAUUUGCAGGCAGCAGUGAAGACGGCCCUGAGGAUGAAUGACUCUCACUUUGCUAUGAGUAUCUAUGAGGAGGCAGGAGAUGUCUACUUCAAGGGCCACAGGAACCGGAUGGCUUCAAUGCCUUUUUAUAGGGACGGCAGUUUACCAUUUGCACGGAGCAUCAGAGACAUCCAUUCCGAGUUCCGUUUGUUAAGCAAACUGACAGAGCUGUUGAUGAACCAAGGAGAACAGGAGGAGGCUCUGCAGUAUGCGACGCUGGCCGUGCAGGUUGCAAAAAAAACAGGUGUGUGUGCAAAUGAGAGGACAGCUUACCACCGAUUGGCCACGGUCUACUACAGCUUGGAGCAGUACGAGAUGGCAGAGAACUACUACCUGAAGUCCCUGUUUCUGUGCCCGCCUGUAUUGAAAGACCCUGCGGAGGCACGCUACUACACUAAAGUUUACUGCAGAUUAGGAAAUCUGACUCUGCACAAACUAAAGGAUGCUUUCGAUGCAGUGGGCUAUUUCCAGCUGGCUGUGGCAGCUGCUCUCGAAGACCAAACCAACCCUGAGGCCCUGUAUGUGGUGUACAUGAAACUGGCUGAGAUCCAUGGCAACCACAUGCCUGAUUCUCAUUUAUGCCAGGUUUACAGAGACAGAGCCCACAGUUUGAAAAGGGUUCUGGGUGGUGGGGAAAGCUCUGCUGUGGGAGUGGAAAGUAUAGGUGAUAUAAACACAGAGCCCAGACAAAAAAGGGAAGAGAGCACUGGUACCAGUGCAGAACCUAAGGAAGGUUCCGCUGACAGAAUCUGUAUGUUUGAUUCUUUAUCGGAGGAUGAGACAUUUAGAGAUCACACAUGUCCACGAACUCAUGAACUCAACUCAAACUCAGAGGACAGAUGUUCGGAAAUGAAUCUUAAGGAUACUGAUGGGCAACAACAUCAGGUUUUCCUACCUGGUACAUACAGUCCUCAUAUGGAUGUGUUUGCCUCUGAGACUGACACUAUCGCAAGUCAGUCAUACAGUGACAGCAUUUUGUCCGAAUCCUUUGACACGGCCAAGGAGCACAUCUCGGACUCCAGCAGCUCGACUGGCACAUACCAAAAUCCAGCAGCCGGAGAAGACUCAGAGUUUGAUUCUGACCUCAGCAUGCCCAGUCAAAUACCAGUUAAUCACCGAAGUGACUGCAAGGGACACAGAGACACCAGAGACACAGAUUCUGACGUUCAAGACGAGCAAAAGACCCCCACUAAAGAGAUGGAUGUUCUUCAGGAGGAUAUUCAAAAGGAGCCUACUGGUAACCAGAAAGAGACAGUGAGCACAGACAGGGAUAAAACUUAUAGUGAGGAUAAAACCUCCAACCACACAAACAAAAUAGAGCUUGAGAGUUGUGGUUCACACAGUGAGCAUGUGGAUGUCACCACGUAGUCUCCCAGUGGCACUUUAUGUUUUUCACUGACAUUUCCUUUCAUCUGGUCACGCGUCUGUUGGUCUGCUAAUGGAUUACAACGCUCCAGCCACACCGCACUUUUUAUACAAUGUAAGAUGUCAAUACUGUAAAUUUGUGAAUUUAUACUUGUAAUAAAUGUUUUUUGUUUUUUUUUUACUUUUUUAUUUCUGUUGUGGAUGAUACAGACAUAAAAGAAUAUAUAUUUUGGUUGCUUUUUGUUCAUUUCCUUAUUCACAUAUAGGAGACAGAUUAACAGAGAGGAAAAUAUCAAAGACUGGAAAAAAUAUGUGAUCGUAUAGCAUAAAAGAUGUCAGAUAAAAUACAUAUGAUCUCAACAAGAAUUUGUGUAUGUUAUUGUUCUCUGCUGUUACUUGAAGUAUACAUAGUUAUUUAUUGAAAAGUGAAAAGACCAAAACUAUCAAUGUUAUAGUUCAUCCUUUAAUUUUUUUAUGACAUUGUGCAGUCAUCUCAAAUUUUUCAAGUCUUUUUUUGUUUUAGUUGUUUUUAUGUCUAAUCUAUGAAGUUUGUUCAGCAGUGAGUAUUGCUGUGGGGCAGUACAUGUGUGAUUAACCAAUUAUAGUGGCUGUGUUUAAAGUGAGUAAAGAGCAUGUUUUGGAGUAACCAUUAUGGUCGUUUUAGGCGUAUUACGCGUCUUGACCGGUGUAAUGUGUUAACCUCCUCACAGGAGGAAACUCCUGUCAUAAAAAUGACUUGUAGUUGAGAUGACCAAUUAUUUUACUGAUACAUGGAUCAUGUCAAAGGAAUCUCCUAAGGGUGAAACUUAAAAAAAUAAAGGAUAUCUCAACCUAGAAUUUUCUUUUGGGUUAGCUCAAUUCUGGAUGGUGGACUUCUUUAAUAAAGAUGGUUUAUUGUAUACCUGUUUAACGUCCUCAUGGUGCUGACAUCUCUGAUCGCUCCUCCUGAAAUUGCAAUCAUUGUUACAGAUCACUUUAAAAUCCAAGUGAUGAAGGAGAACAGAGUAAAGGAUAUCUGCUGGAGCUUUUAG